GGAGUGACGUAGCAAUCUGCUAUUGGAUAUCGUAUCGUCUAUGCAUACGCAGAAUGCCUCCAUCUUCUACUGGCUGAAAACUCGUUGAGCCUCGUGUCGUUUUAAAGAAUUAUAUCCAUCUAUUAGUUAGUUGAGAAUCUCAUCGAGAGAGUUAAACACGACAGAAUGAAACCCUUGAUGUUACACGGGCACGAGCGUGCCAUUACUAAGAUCAAGUAUAAUAGAGAAGGAGAUCUAGUGUUCUCUGCUAGUAAAGAUAAGCAGCCCAAUGUUUGGUAUUCUCUGAAUGGAGAGCGUCUUGGAACCUUUAAUGGUCACAAUGGUUCCGUAUGGUGCAUCGAUGUUAACUGGGAUACUACACGAUUGUUAUCUGGAAGUGGUGACAAUUCUUUGAGAGUCUGGGACUGUCAGACUGGUAAGGAAAUUGGUCAGCUGCAUACAAAUAGUUCAGUACGAACAUGUGGCUUCAGUUAUUCAGCGAAUCUUGCUGUAUUUUCCACUGAUAAAGCUUUGGGUCAUCAGUGUGAGAUGUUUAUCAUGGAUAUACGAAAUGUAGACCCUACAUUAUCACAAGAUGAUGCAAUUUCUAGGAUUUCGGUUAACGGUCCUAGAAUCUCAGCUAUAUUAUGGGGUGCCCUGGAUGAGACAAUUAUUACAGGCCAUGAAGAUGGAGAGAUCACUCUCUGGGAUGUGAGGACAGGGAAAAAAUUGUCUAGUGUCAAAGGUCAUAAAUCUCAAAUAAAUGACAUGCAAUUUAAUAAAGAUGGUACCAUGUUUGUGACUGCAUCCAAGGAUCAUACAGCAAAGCUGUUUGAUAGUGAGUCCUUAAUGUUGCUAAAGACUUAUAAGACGGAAAGACCUGUGAAUUCCGCCACGAUAUCACCGAUUUUCGACCAUGUGGUACUUGGUGGUGGUCAGGACGCCAUGGAUGUAACUACGACGUCCGCGCGACAGGGAAAGUUUGACUCGCGAUUCUUCCACUUGGUAUUUGAAGAAGAGUUCGCGCGUUUGAAGGGGCACUUCGGCCCAAUCAACUCCCUCGCUUUUCAUCCUAACGGACGAAGUUACUCGACGGGCGGAGAAGAUGGAUAUAUGCGGAUUAAUAAUUUUGAUCAAUCUUAUUUUGAUUUUCAUUUUGAAUAUUAAAUUUAUGAAAUAUAUAUUUUGUGCGAGAAUACAAUAACUGUAAUCGCUCAUUUCUCCUAAACCAAAAUUCAAUUAACAAUGGUUUGUGAUUAAAAUGCGUAUUAUUCAUUAAAUUUCGAACGAGGUUUCCGAACUUCUUAAUACAGUAUUUCAGAUGAAAAUUUUAUCCAUCAUUCAUGAUAAAAAUGAUUUAAUAAAAAGAUAUCCUUGUGACAAUAUACAUGAAUUUAAAACUGCGAAAUAUUACACUUGCAUGUCGUGAAAUAUCUACUAGCAUGUUUUUGUCGAAUCUAUUAUAAUUCCCUUUUGGUAACCUGAAUAUAUAUUUUUUACAAGA
This is a messenger RNA of Odontomachus brunneus, 1483 nucleotides long. It is a transcript of the gene eIF3i, whose product is annotated as eukaryotic translation initiation factor 3 subunit I. Gene Ontology annotation, molecular function: protein binding; translation initiation factor activity; RNA binding. Gene Ontology annotation, cellular component: cytoplasm; eukaryotic translation initiation factor 3 complex, eIF3m. The record is from RefSeq and is a predicted model, not a curated record. The transcript has 5 exons. Gene Ontology annotation, biological process: cytoplasmic translational initiation. Lineage: Eukaryota; Metazoa; Arthropoda; Insecta; Hymenoptera; Formicidae. Bases 166 to 1146 code for a protein of 326 amino acids.